This is a messenger RNA of Cotesia glomerata, 657 nucleotides long. RefSeq lists its product as uncharacterized. Bases 251 to 412 code for a protein of 53 amino acids. NCBI's taxonomy places the organism in Eukaryota, Metazoa, Arthropoda, Insecta, Hymenoptera, Braconidae. The record is from RefSeq and is a predicted model, not a curated record. The transcript is spliced from 2 exons.
UUAAAAAAGUCUGACCCAUUGUACGAAAUAAUCAGCAACUCGUAAGAUAAAAUAGGCGCUCUCCCAAGAUGGUGGCGCUGCGUGUGGCCAUGCGCAGAGUAUCAACCCGCCAUGCGCAUAGUUACAACGCACAUUGGUGUACUUUGCGCCCUGGGAGAUAACCUAUCACCCCGAGAGCCGAGAGAGUUACCACCACUCGGAGGAUCAUCAGCUUCAUAUACCUCGAGUUCAAUCCAAGGUAUUCAGAGGAAUGCAAAAGGACUCACGAGAUUGUUUGGGUAUCCGAUACCGUAUCAAUACCCUGGACCAAACUUGGAAGUGGCUGCACCAGACAAUCGCACUUCACGAGUACCUGAUCAGCAUCACAGCCAGCCAGAGUGACGUGUCGCUAACCACAAAGGUGUUUUUUUAAUAAAAAAAAACACCAAGUGCUAAGACUGAAGUGUUAAGACUGAUUAUUAAUUAAAAAUUAACUAUAAUAGUAUAAAAUUAUCAAGAACUUGGACAGGAAAAAAAAAAGUGCAAGAUUUUUAAAUGUUGCUACGUUGUUUUUGACAACUUCGGGCAAACUAAAAAAAAAAUUCUUAAUAUGAUCAAUUGAAAAUCUUACAUUUAAGGUUAAGAAUUUAAAUUGCGCGCUUUGAUUUUUCAACCAAU